Messenger RNA from Apis laboriosa (Himalayan honeybee), 637 nucleotides. Its product is annotated as ejaculatory bulb-specific protein 3-like. The transcript is spliced from 3 exons. The coding region runs from base 122 to 565 and encodes 147 amino acids. Lineage: Eukaryota; Metazoa; Arthropoda; Insecta; Hymenoptera; Apidae. The record is from RefSeq and is a predicted model, not a curated record.
UUUCAUUUUUUAUUACAUUUUAAUAUAUUGAUAUUCAUAUUUAAUGACUCCUUCAAUUGUAUAUAUGUUUCAUAAAAGUGCAUGUAAAAUACUCAACUAACGCGUUUAUCCACUCCCUCCAAUGUCCUCUGUAUUCGACUAUAUAAUUCGUCAGCUUGUUUCAAGAGUUACAAAGAACAUUUUACUUUCCACUGCAGAGGGUAGCUUUGAAAUAAGAUUUCAUUUUACACUAUAUUACGCGGAAGAUUAUACUACCAAAUAUGAUGAUAUGGACAUUGACAGAAUUCUACAGAAUGGUCGUAUCCUCACUAAUUAUAUUAAAUGCAUGUUGGACGAAGGACCAUGUACUAACGAAGGUAGAGAAUUAAAAAAAAUAUUACCUGAUGCUCUAUCUACAGGUUGCAAUAAGUGCAAUGAAAAACAGAAACGUACAGCAAAUAAAGUAGUAAAUUAUUUAAAAACCAAGAGACCAAAAGAUUGGGAACGACUUUCCGCAAAAUAUGAUUCUACUGGUGAAUAUAAAAAGCGUUAUGAACAUGUAUUGCAAUUUGCAAAAAAUAAUUAAACUUAUAACAUCUAAAGAAUAAAUUUAUGAAGAAAUUUAUAUAAUGAAAAUAUAAUAAAUCAAUCUAAUUUA